Molecule: messenger RNA, 250 nt
Organism: Paramecium primaurelia
Lineage: Eukaryota; Ciliophora; Oligohymenophorea; Peniculida; Parameciidae
Source: the annotation of a GenBank genome assembly
UAUGAUAAAUUCCAUUUAAGCAUUUAAAUAAUAGCAUCUUAAGAAAUUAUGUUCUAAAAAAGAAGAUUAGAAUUUCUAAGACUUCCUCCUUUAACUGCAAUAAUAUUAUUAAAUUUGUAAACCAAUCAAUGUGAGUAAUUAAACAAAAUUUUAGCAUACAAAUACACACACUUAAUCUACUGCUGCUAAUUUCUUAACUCCGUAUCACUCUUCAUCACCCAAAUAGGCAAAUAAAUUAGAUAUUAAUUGA